Brugia pahangi is the source of this 219-nucleotide messenger RNA. NCBI's taxonomy places the organism in Eukaryota, Metazoa, Nematoda, Chromadorea, Rhabditida, Onchocercidae. The record is from the annotation of a GenBank genome assembly.
AUGGCUUUACCACAGAAAUCACUUCUUUCUAUUCUCAAUCCAGUAAACCUUCAUGGGACUGUUAUGACAGAUAACUUUGUUAAAAUGAUUUAUUUCAUAAAACAAAUGAAAAAGAAGAGCAUGGUAAAAAAUUAUAAUGGGAUACCGGGACGACAUAGAUCCCCUGAGAAAAGAGAAUUAUCAAUUGUGUACCACAACACAAAUAGUUAUAAUUUGUAA